AUGGCAGAAUCAUCACGGAGAAUGAAAAGUAAAGAAUCAAAGGCGACAAAGAAGACAAAGUUGAGAUAUAAUAAUCAGUUUGAAGGGGACGAUGAAGCUGAUGUUGCUGAUGUUGAAGACAUUCACCAGGAAGAGCUUGAGCAUGAACACCUUGAAGAUGAAAAUGGCUUGGAAGUGGGUGUCAAGUUCAGGGUGCACGAUCCUACCGUCAAGUGGAACCAAAUGAAGCCUACAGUUGGUGAGUUAUAUGAGUCUCCUGCUCAGUUAAGGAUCCAUGCUUCGUGGAAGUAUAAUGAACGUACUUUUCAGAUAAAAUCUAUGGUUGAAACACAUCUUUGUGCAAGGAAUUAUAAUUUUGAACAUUUGGUUAGUUGUAAUUGGUUAGCAAAACACUACAUUAAGGACAUAAUUAGGAAGCCCAAAAUGACACUACCUGAGAUGAUGGAGGAUGUCCUUACAAAAUAUUCAGUGAAAGUGUCAAAGGGGCAAUGUCAUAGAGCAAGGGUAAGGGCAAGGGAGAUGAUAGAAGGUAAACUGGAGGAACACUAUGCUAAGAUAUGGGAUUAUGCCAACGAAAUCCUUAGAUCUAACCCUGGAAGUACAUGCAAAGUAGGAGUUUCUGUAAAUCCAGAUGGGGUGAAUUAUUUUGAACGUUUUUAUGUAUGUUUUAAGGCAUUGAAAGAUGGAUGGAAUACAGGGUGCAGACGUGUGAUUGGCUUAGAUGGAUGUUUCCUAAAGGGACAAAUCAAAGGGGAGAUUUUGACUGCUAUUGGAAGAGAUGCUAACAACCACGUGUAUCCAAUUGCAUGGGCUGUAGUAAAUGUAGAGAACAAAGAAAAUUGGACUUGGUUUUUACAGUUGUUGGUUGAUGACUUGGGUGUUGAGGAUGGAAGGGGUCUAGUUGUUAUUUCAGAUCAACACAAGGGACUUCUAGAAUCUGUGAAAGCUAUCCUUCCACAUGUUGAACACAGGCAGUGUGCACGACACAUUUAUGCCAACUUCAGGAAGAGGCAUACAGCUAUCAUAGAGAAAAUGAAGGAGUUUGGAAAAGAGAUGAGGAACUGGAAAGUUAUAGCAACUGGGGGGUCUGUAUUUGAGACAAGAAAACCAGGAAGGCCAAGGAGGGGUGGAGAAGAAGAUAAACAAAAGGCAGUUAAGCUUGUAGUGAAAAGAAAGAAGAAGAUAAAGAAGGCUAGAGAAGGAUCCUCAAACCAGGAUGGCCAAGGUGGGGUUGAAACUGCAAACGAUGCAACUGUGCAAGAAGAAAAUGGAACUGUACAGGAAACUGUACAGGAAACUGCACCCAAAAUUGUGAAUGAUGGGAAUGCUAUUUCUGAUGAAAUUGAUGUAUUGUUGCAAAAAUGUGGUUAUGAACCUCAUGAGAUUGAACAGGCUAUAGAAAACUUGGAAAUGGGUGUAGAUGCUAAUGCAGACUUAGAAGAGGAUGUUAAUGAGAUUGAAGAUAACUUGCUUGAAGAAAACUUGGAAAUGGGUGUAGAUGUUAAUGAGAUUGUGCCACCAGUGCAAGAAGUUGCUAUACAAGGUUUAGAUGCUAAUGCUUGGGUUGGUGAAGAUGAUGGGAAUAUUGACUUCAUUGAAGAUACACAAGUUGUUGGGAGGCCUAGGAAAAGGAAGAUUUCUGAGAGAAUUGUGAAAAUCAAGCUGAAGAAAGCAGUUUAUGAUAAGGAUGGAAGGGGUUCUAGUAUUAAGAAACCAGUUAAUUUGGAGUAG
Messenger RNA from Lactuca saligna, 1731 nucleotides. The record is from the annotation of a GenBank genome assembly. NCBI's taxonomy places the organism in Eukaryota, Viridiplantae, Streptophyta, Magnoliopsida, Asterales, Asteraceae.